GCAAACUUGCUGUGAAUUCUCCGCAGGACUUUGCUGCCGCUUUGGAUAUUCAGGAAAACUGAGUGUGUCCUUUUAGCGCAGUCUUUUAAUGCUUCAAAAAUAAACAGAGGAUAAACUCAGGAGGAAAGUUUUAGCUGGAGAGAGGUGUUGCAGUUCCUGUGUCUGUCUCCAGGACUGUGAUAUGUGUUGACUGAGGCGCUAACUGCAAUGACCCUGAAAACAGAAGGGGAAUUCUUAUAAAUCACAAAGGAAAAUAAAUAACUUCACCCAUGGAGGGAAAGAGACAGCUUGAGAAAAGGGACUUUGGAAAAAGGCUGUCUCUAGACAGCAGUCUUGUGGAAUACAUGGACUCCAAUAAAUAUAUUGAACAUCUGUUAACUCAACUUGAGGAGAAACACAGAAGUCUCUGGAGGGAGAAGCUGGCUGUGGCCCGGCUGCAGCGAGAAGUUGCCCAAAGAAGAAGUGAGGGGGCCAUGCAUGAGAAGCUGAUACAUGAAUUGGAAGAGGAGAGGCACUUACGUCUUCAGAGUGAGAAGCGGUUGCAGGAGGUAACACUAGAGUCUGAACGCAACCGAAUUCAGAUGCGUGGCCUGCAGCAGCAAUUUUCCAGGAUGGAAGAAACAGUACGAAAUCUAUUGCAGACUCAAGGAACUCCAGAGCAGAAAAAAGAAGAAACUGUUAUGGUCUAUCAGGAAAAGCAGCCAGAGGAUGAGAGAAAACACAAAGAAGCUUUGGAAGAUCUUCAAAUGGCGGUGGAUGAAGAUGCAGGGAGUGAAAGCAGCAGUGCAGAUGAGGGGAAAGAAAAGACCAAAUUGCUGUUACAAAGAUUGAAAGCGCUAGAGGCAGAGAAUUCAGCAUUGACUUUGGAAAAUGAAAAUCAAAGGGAACAGUAUGAGAGAUGUCUUGAUGAGGUAGCCAACCAAGUUGUUCAAGCUCUACUUACGCAAAAGGAUCUAAGGGAGGAGUGUGUAAAGUUGAAAACAAGAGUGUUUGAUUUGGAACAGCAGAAUCGAACAUUAAGUAUCCUAUUCCAACAGCGACUCAGACCAACUUCUGAUCUGCUCCUGCAGAAACUUCACUCUCGCAUCUUAGAUCUUUCAUCCGGAGAUUUGCUUUCCGAUGUGGAAAGAAGCCAAAGUCUGAUGCAAUCACAAAAUAAUGUGAAGAUGCAUGAAUGCCAGCUGAACACAAAAUCAGGAACCCCUGCUCUGAAAUGCCCUGGCCUGGGAGUUGUCACCCCUGCUCAUCUCUGCCCUCGCAAUAGCUGUAGCAGCAGUGAACUAUCUCUUUCGAGCACCUGCAGCGAGUAUUCCAGCGGCUCCUCAUACACGUGGCAUGAUGGGAAGAACAUCAGAAAAAGACCAUCAUCACAAAACUGGGAUAAAAAGCUGAGUAUUGAUUCUUCACUCCCAAGUGGCUUUGCUAGUCCUACAGAUGAACUACCUCCAAUUCGUAUCAAGGAAAGUCACAUUUUGGAAGGACUAAGAAGGCUACAGAAGCAAAAAGUAUUACUUGAGCCCCCAUCAUUGAUAACCAAAUGGGGUUAUAAAGAUUGCAUGAACUCAAAUGAAGGCAUAUACUCUCCAGGAAUUAAGAGUAGUAGUCUCAAGGAGUACCCCCCUUGCAAACCAGCUGACAUGGGGAAACCCUGCAAGGAGCCCCACAAGGCAUUUGUUUAUGACACAGAUUCUCACGAUGAUGCUGAUGAGGACUCCUCCUCCUUGGCAUUGAAUAAAGCCUUUCCAAACCAAGCCUGUAGGCUUCAUGGUUGUAAAUUAACUCACAGUGUUUCUGACAGUCUAUUUGGCUGGGAGUUGAACAGAAAACACUUUUCAGAAGACACAUCUUCGUCUUACCCCAGGGAAAGACUGGAAAAGUUGAGCACUUGUGCCAGCAGCUGUCCUUUGAAGAGGAAGCUGUGCCCAAUGAUGCAGGUACCUUGGGUGCAGAGAGAGAGGGGUCCCGACAGACAGGGCCGUGGCAAUCUCCAUCUUUCAGACACUGAUGACAAUGAAACCCUCGAUGAAUUGCAUAUAGAUAGCAGCGAUGAGAAAAGCCUUUCAGACUUGUCAUUGACUGUGGACACCGACAAGUCCAUGGAAAACCUGGACAUCCUCAUGGGACUUGGAAAACCUCAACUUGAGUCUCCUGAUGAGGAGGAAAAACAAAUGCCCAUCCACUUAGAGAGUAGGCCAAAGAUGUUCAGUUUCGUAAAGCAGCAAAGGGUUGUCAAAAGGACUUCUUCAGAAGAAUGUGUUACUGUAAUAUUUGAUGCAGAAGAUGGUGAACCCAUUGAAUUCAGCUCCCACCAGACAGGCGUUGUCACUGUUAGCAGAAAUGAAAUUUCCAUCAGUCAGGCCACCACUGGACCCAAGGAAGAGCACACUGAACCUGUACCUCAGGGAAUUGCUCACUCACAGCCAGGGGCUGCUGUGAGAGACUACACUUUUGUAAGGAGACCUGAAGAGCAAACUGAGAAAAACAUUCCAAAAGACUGUGCAGAUAAUGUCACCGAGGCACCCACUGAAUCUUUCAGCUCCAGGACAGUAACGCAAAAUACUCAGAGACAAAAACUGGCCAAACCAACACAUACUGUGUCAUGCCACAGUAAUUAUAGAUCUUUGAUGUCCAUGGGUAUCUGUCAGAAGCAAAAUCUGACAAAAAUACCUGCCAGGGGGAAGGCUUCACCUCAGAAAUCAAAAAUAGUAGAGCCUGAAGCCUCCACUAGAGCCCUCCCAUCAGGCCCAGUGGUUCUUGAAAACUCACCAGCCUUGGCUCCUGGGAAACUCUCCCGGUUCAAGAGGACUGGAGGCCUAGGGCACCUCUGGGAUGUACAGCCAGACUCACACAUUCCAAAACGCAGCUCCAGAAUGUCCAGCAGGAGAGAUGGGGUCCAGUGCUCCAAGAGUCAGAUUUCAGCACCACAGUUGCUGUCAAGGCCCCUCAUUGAGCCUGGUGGCGUUGGAGAACCUCUCAUAAGGGAUAAGCACUGUGACCCUGGGCCAGAGGCAAGGGUGAAAUCACCUUCUCCCCCACCCCCUCCAGGCAGGUCACUCUCCCUACUCAUUAGGCCCAGUUAUGACUAUUUGCCACUGCCUUCGUCUGCCAAGACUGAAACCAGCAUCACUGAUGAAACAGCAAAGACUGUAUUCAAACCAACCCCUCUGAAAGGAUCCUCUGCUCCUCUCAUUUCCCCCAAUCACACAGAAGUGCAGGGGAAGAAACCUGUGGCCUUCAAAAAACCCAUCUUUACUCAUCCUCUGCCCUCCACAGAAACAGUGAUUCAGACCAGAUGCUCUGCUCAUACCUCCUCCAGCUCAUUUGCCAUGAUGUCCCCAGGGCCCCCAAAGGUCUCUCCAAAGAGAGGUGCCCCCAAAACCCCACCUCACCAAACCUUUGGGACCACACAAACAGACACAGGGUUACAGACUCCCAAGAAUCGUUCUUCAGCCCAUGAACCUCUGGACAUAUCAUCCUCCACAAGUGUGUCUCCAGGAAGAAAAGGACAGCUGAAUGACAGUGUCUCCACAUCACCCAAGCCUCCCUUUUUAGGGGUAAAUGAGUCACCAUCAUCUCAGGUUAACAGUCCCUCACCAUCCUCCAAAAGCCAUAAUGCCCCACAUGGUUGUCAGAAUGCUCAUGAGAAAAGUUUGAAAACUCGCCUCCCAGUUGGGCUCAAAGUUCUCAUGAAGUCUCCCCAGUUGCUCAGGAAAAGUUCCACAGUGCCAGGGAAACAUGAAAAAGAUAGUCUCAAUGAAGCCUCUAAAAGUUCUGCAGCUGCAAGCAAGUCAAAGUCAGAACAUUCUGGGACUCCAGCAAGCCUUGAGGCCACAGUGGGCGAAAGACCUGUGACUCCUCUGAGUUUACAAGCACAAGGCAGUUUGGCUGAAGGGCUCCCCCCAGAAGCAGCAAUGCCAGAGUCAAUGGAAAAUCACAUCCCUGGGGCUGACAGAAAGGACGGAGUAGAAAACAGGUCUGUAAAAAGAUCUCUUUCCUCCAACAAGCCACAUCUGAAACCAGCUUUAGGCAUGAAUGGAGCUAAAGCCCGCAGCCAGAAUUUCAGUGCUCACUCAGGUGAGAAGCCCCCCACACCCCCUAUGGAAGGGCCAGGCAAAGUCCGAACUCAGAUUAUUACCAACACUGCAGAGAGAGGCAGUUCUCUGACCCGGCAGAGCUCCUCCACAGAUGGCUCUCCCAGCAAGACCCCUUCAGCCUCCAUGUCUGACAGCCUCCCCACUGCUGGGAGGGCCCUGGGCCAUGCCCCCUCGAGACAAGGCUCCCUGGGGAGCACAGGCAGCUCCAGCAGCUGGCAUGGAAGCCCUAGCAAGUUGCCUUUGAGGAUCCCUCCAAAAUCUGAAGGGCUCCUCACCCCACCUGGACCUGAAGACCAGCAGGCCUAUGCCCAGGGAGGAUGCCCAAGUGAGGCUGCACCUGAAGAACCAGGCAGGGACCACUGCAGAUGCUCACCCACCCUGGCAGACUGCCCACGAGGCCUGCAGAGCCCAGGGAGGACACAGUGCCCAGGCAGUUUGGAAACAAGCAGGACCCCCAAGCUAGAAACUUCUGGAAUCUAUCCAAAUACUUCUAUAACCAGGACUAAUGCUAUGAGCCCAGAAGCCCCCCUCUCACCCACAAUCGAAGAAAAGGUCAUGUUGUGCAUUCAGGAGAAUGUGGAAAAGGGCCAAGUGCAAACAAAGUCCACAACUGUGGAAGCGAAGCCAAAGCCUGGGCCUUCUUUUGCCAGCUGGUUUGGUUUUCGGAGGAGUCGACUUCCCGCUCUCAGUAGCAGGAAAAUGGACGUCUCCAAAACCAAAGUGGAAAAGAAAGAUGCAAAAGCCUUGGGCUUUGGAACUAAGCAGUUAAAAUCAGAGAGAAAAAAAGAGAAAAAGAAGCCUGAGCUCCAGUGUGAGAUAGAAAAUGAGCUUAACAGGGAUACAGAGCUGGCAGAUCCUCCCAACGGGAGUUUACAAAGCAAAAAUAAUCUAAAAACACCACACGACAUUUACGACCAAAUGAAGUUUGAACCAAGAAAUAGACCCAGUCCUGUUCCAUGUGCAACAAAAGAUACCUUUAUGACAGAACUUCUGAACAGAGUUGAUAAGAGAGCAGCUCACCAGACAGAAAGUGGAUCAAAUAAUGUUUCCUGCAGGAGUGUGUUAAAGGGCAGCUCCCAGGGCUCCUGUCUCACCAGCAGCUCUAUCAGCACCCAAGGAAACCAGAAGAAAAACAUCAGAACCAAAGCUGAGGGGGAAAUACCAAAAGGGUCCCAGAUAAGAGAGGCAAAUGAAAACCUGCAAGAGGAUGAAGAAGAUACAAUUGUAGAUUCUGCAUUUCAGAGCCACAUCAUAGAAUCAAACUGCCAAAUGAGGACCUUGGACAGUGGGAUCGGAACCUUCCCACUCCCAGACUCAGGAACUCGCUCAACGGGACGGUACAUGUGCCAAUCAGACUCCCCAGAGGACACAGAGCCCAUCCUGUGUCUCCAGCCAGCCCUUUGUGCAGCACCUUCCAUCAGAGCCCAGACCCUUGAAAGAGAAGUGCCUUCCUCCAGUGACAGCCACGGUUCUGCAGACAAUGCCAUUGUUCAUUCCACAUCUGACCCCCUUGUGACUGCCAGGGCUGUGCGACCUCUUCAGAGUCGCCUCCCCAAACCAGCCUCUGCAGGAAAAAUCAGUUCCCAAAAGCAGAAUGAAGCAGUGGCAAGGCCUCAACCUUGCUCAUCAUUCGAAUAUGCUGAAAACACCAUGGCCAGGGAGCUACUUCCAGCCUGGAGGGCUGAAGACCUCCCUGAGGAUGCCCAGAAAUUGAAACAAGUUGAAGAAACAAAAGAGGACCCUGAGAAUAGAUUAUCUAAAAUUUCCCUGGAGUCAUUCAAUAAAUAUAACAGCAAUACUGCAAUUUUAUUAGAAAAAGAGAACUCUCAGAACAAGGUUGAAGAAGGAAAGGAAGAAAAAGAAAAAAGUGAAGAAGCAUCUUUGAGUAGUUCCGACAGGCCCGGUGUAGACAAUUUGGAAUCUUUGAGUGAUUCCUUAUACGAUAGCUUCUCUUCCUGUGCAAGUCAGGGUUCAAAUGACACAUAAAAGAUUUUUUUCUCCAUAGUGAGCUGGAAAUGGAGCACUUAAGAAACAGGGCCGGGGAAGUGCAGGCAGAGGUGACAACAAUAAAGUAUUAUAACACAAGAGCCCAUGUUGUCAGAUUCACAACAAGCCACCUACUGCAGCUUUCCCCUCAGACAGGACAGUAUAGACUCCAUUUUGCAUUUCAUGAGGAUUAAAAACACACCCACAAUACAAAAGUCUUACUUUUGCACUUUUUUUUUGAAUACUGUACAGAAGUUGUAAAUUUUUUGGAAAAGAAAUUAUAUUUGUAGCAAAAAGAAAAGCAAUAAAUUGAAUCAGUGCCAUGCUCUUGAAAUGAUAUACUAAGUCUUCUAGACAUUGAUGAUAAUAUAUUUUUUAAAAAUUCCAACUAAAGUUUUCUUCAGCUCAUUGUCCUAGUGCCCGAAUUGUUAGCGGGUACACUCCGUAAACCUAAAAUAGGACCUGCCAAAAAGCAGAGCACUCAUUGUAAUCUCCAUCUCACAAUCUCAAUUGGAUAGAAACUUUAAUUUUAGUGCAAUUUUAGAAUUGUUGCCAGAGAGAUUCAGGCUCUAGUAAUAAGUGUAAUUCUGCUUCUACCGAAAAAGAUGAAGGGUGCUGGAGUGUGACCUUGAUCCAUAGGGAUGUGCAUCAGAAGUGGCCUAAUUCUAUUUUCAAUAGCAGGCUUUCCCUCCAAACAUUUCCUUACAUGCUCUUCCACCUAGUGCUUCUCUAUGAUUCUGGGCAGUUCUUGUUUUUUAUUUUCCUGCUCUUUUUAUUAAAAUCUGGGCAAUCUAGAAUGAAAACAAAUUUCUACCUGCAAUGUUUGACUUUAAAAAAUUAAAAUGGUUGGUGCUAUGAAAAAUCUCACUUUUUAAUAUCCUUUUUUCCUACAAAGUCUGUUUAUAUGUAAGGAUAAAUUCUAUUUUAAAGGUUAUGUGUAUUUUUUCUAGAUGUGAACUAUUUAUAAUUGCUUUUGUACAGAAGCUUGUAAACUAGGCAUAAUAAAAAUAUUUUUAGGAUCUGUAUGAUUACUUCAGUACCCACUUGUUUCUUUAAAGACUAUUGUAUGACCAGUGUUACUUAGUAAAUUUGUGCAAUUUGAAUUUUGUUGGCUCAGAUGAAAAUUAUGUAAAGUGUCAUCUUUCAGACUUUUAAAAAUUCUUUUGUUUCAUUUCUGAAUAAAAGGCAUGCCACAA
Messenger RNA from Phyllostomus hastatus (greater spear-nosed bat), 7276 nucleotides. It is a transcript of the gene NCKAP5, whose product is annotated as NCK associated protein 5. Lineage: Eukaryota; Metazoa; Chordata; Mammalia; Chiroptera; Phyllostomidae. Gene Ontology annotation, biological process: microtubule depolymerization; microtubule bundle formation. Gene Ontology annotation, cellular component: microtubule plus-end. The record is from RefSeq and is a predicted model, not a curated record. The transcript has 18 exons. Bases 270 to 6080 code for a protein of 1936 amino acids.